GAGUUUCAUUGAGCAGAGAUGGCGACCAAGAUCUCCCACAACGCGAAGGAGGAGGAGGAAAAAGAAGAGAGCAUUACGGAAAGAUGCCGUGGCUUCCUGACUGCACCAGUGACCGACAUCAGUGUGCUGGAAGAGAAGAAGGACGAGAUGAGCACCAAGAUGGAGAUGCUGAUCAUGGAGACGCAGGCUGAGUUCUGUAAAGCCCUGGAGGAAGUGGACGGUGGGACAUUCAAGGUGGACAAAUGGGAGAGGAAGGAAGGUGGAGGAGGAAUCAGCUGUGUGAUGCAUGAUGGAAAUGUGUUUGAAAAGGCAGGAGUGGAUGUGACAUUGUUGUUAGGUUGUCUGACUGAAGAGGCUGUGAAACAACUGAGUGGAGAAAAAGUCCUCAAAGGGAAAGACGGUAAGCUGCCAUUUUGUGCCAUGGGUGUGAGCUCCGUCAUCCACCCCAAGAACCCUCACAUACCGUCAGUUCACUUCAACUACAGAUACUUUGAAAUAGAAGAGGAGGAUGGCUCCAAGCAGUGGUGGUUUGGUGGAGGAACAGACCUGACCCCGGUGUAUAUUGACAGAGACGACGCCUUUCUGUUCCACAACACCCUGAAGGAGGCCUGUGACAAACAUCACCCGAAGUACUACGCAGACUUUAAAAAAUGGUGUGACAGGUACUUCUACGUCCGUCACAGAGGAGAGACUCGGGGCAUCGGAGGAAUCUUCUUUGACAACCUUGACUCCCCAAAUCAGGAGGAGGCGUUCAACUUUGUUAAGAGCUGCGCUCGAACCGUGGUGCCCUGUUAUCUUCCUAUUGUGAGGAAACAUCUUAAUGAUUCCUUCACUCAAGAGGAGAAGGACUGGCAACAGCUGCGACGAGGAAGCUAUGUAGAGUUUAACCUGAUGUAUGACAGGGGAAUAAAGUUUGGUCUUGCCAUGCCUGGCUGCAGAGUCCUCAUGUCGCUCCCACUCACUGCCAGGUGGGAGUUCAUGCACCAGCCUGGUAAAGGUUCCCGGGAGGCGGAGAUGCUGGAAGUACUCAGAAACCCAAAGGAGUGGGUGUGAGCGCCGCAAUCACAAGUUUACAGAAACAAC
Poecilia latipinna (sailfin molly) is the source of this 1083-nucleotide messenger RNA. Its product is annotated as oxygen-dependent coproporphyrinogen-III oxidase, mitochondrial-like. Lineage: Eukaryota; Metazoa; Chordata; Actinopteri; Cyprinodontiformes; Poeciliidae. Gene Ontology annotation, cellular component: cytoplasm. The record is from RefSeq and is a predicted model, not a curated record. Gene Ontology annotation, molecular function: coproporphyrinogen oxidase activity. Bases 19 to 1053 code for a protein of 344 amino acids. The transcript has 7 exons.